AUGUCCUUCACCAAACGAAGGAGCGGGAGCUUUCGUGGACGACUCCCCCACCAUAUUGACGAAAACAAGUACCAUGGCAGGAACCACCCCUGGUUGAUCCCCAUUCCUGGCCUGGGUACGCGUAGGCUACUGCUUAACCCGCGCCGUAUCCACCAAUUCAGCAUUUCUCGGUUCGGUCGGAGAGUCGGUUUUGUUCUUAUGCUCGUUGGAUUGGCCUCUUCGCUGUUCGCAACAUUUACCCUGAUCUCUUUGGCAAAACGAAUUGGCACACGAGAGACGACAUGGCCUGCUUUCGUCCAAGAUCCUCCGACGCUGGUUUUCCGAAGGGCGGAUCUGCAAAGAAUAUGGAAAUGGGAACUGGCUAGUGGUCAUUAUCCGAGUCGUAGACGAGUACCCGAGCAAAUUUGGCUUGGCAUGAAUGAGAACAAUCCUGCACUUCCCCCAAGACGCGGCAUGCCUCCCCCCGGCUCUAUGGGCACCGUUAUACGCGGAGUUGGCGCAAAGCGGGUGUAUUUGGACCCACAGAGCAAAAACGUCGCGUUUCCUCCAAGACCCAUUGCUGGGAGCCUUGCUGAUCUCGACAUAGUCAUGGAACAUUGUGACUUUUCUAGCAAGAAGUAUGUGAGAGACUGCUUGGAGGUUCUACGCUUCGGUGGGGGUCUAGAUAACGGCAAACGACUGCGGAGGGGCAAAAUGGAUGAUUGGAAGUACAUAUAUCUGGAGCAACCGGAUUUGGACGCAACACCACCGGGUGAAUCGGAUGAACUACGAAUGGGUAUUACCGACAUCGCGAGAGAGCCAAUGAGCGACCCAGACAGCGGAUUAACGCGGAAGAAGGGAGUUGAUUGGGAGCCCUCCAUCAACGACCAGCUACCCCCUCCCCGCAAAUAUACUCAUGCUACUGGAGCUAGUCCAUGCGACCCGGAAGACCCACGGAUCUUUCACAUGUUCUGGGUUGGGCCGUUUACUGACAAGCCUUAUAUGGCUUUGAUGAGCUUUCUCUUCACGCAAAACACGGGCCUCCACCUCGAUGAUGAUGCCGACGACGAAACGAUAUGUCGACCUGUUUUCUGGCUUUGGAUCAACAUGGGGCCCGCGGCUGCGGUGCCCAACCCUUCUGCGUUGCACGAUAUGUACUCCCAGCUCAAAUCGAAUCCAUGGGCGGCCCCAUUUCUACACCCGCGUUUUCACAAAGUCAUCCAGUUCAAAUUAUGGAAUACGACCGAACAACUUGAUGGCGUUCCCGAGCUCCGCGACGAAUGGCGCUCUCAUGCAGACUCCCUUUUCAACUCUGGCGGCCAUGUCAUCAAUGUACCAGCCAAGGAGAAGGCGUCUUCCGUGGCCAGCGUCAAUGCAACCCAAGGGACUAAAUCCGAGGAGGACGAAAUGCUCAAGCGCAUGGGCUCCAAAUCAUCCACAUCCUACGACAGAAUGUCCGUUAUCUUAUCGGACAUGGCGCGCUUCAUUCUCUGCCAUCGCUUUGGAGGCAUCUAUCUAGAUGCCGACACAAUCUUGUUGCGUGACUGGGAAGAACUGUGGGUGAAAAUGGCAUUCGCAUAUCGCUGGUCGCGACUGGAGAAAUAUAACACUGCUGUGCUGCAUCUGAAUAAGGGAUCAGCACUUGGGACCUUUCUAUUCAGAACGGCCCUCAAGAAUGAUUUGGACUUCCAUCCUAUGACGGUCUCGCGGUAUCUCAAGGACGCGUACUUGGACGGGUUGUUGCUCCGUCUUCCUGAUGCUUUGUUCGACUCGGCUUGGCUGAACACCGAAUACUAUCAACGCGACAGACCUCCUCAGCCGUAUUUUACUGAUUUUGCGGACUUUUUCGACACACCGGUGUCCAUCAGUGCUGGGCCACAAUCUUUAGGCUUCGAUGGCUUUUUCAAGGGAGCAUAUUCUUAUCAUUACCACAAUUAUUGGUGGAAGCCAUUCGACUCGAUCCGCAACUGGCCAGACCUAGGACCGCGAUUUAUCGCUAUAGAGCGGAUUGCGCGGUCUAAUCUUCGCUCAGCAUCCAAAACAACCUCGACGGCUAGCGGAGCUGCAGGAGACGACGAUGAUUCCGCUACCUCAGAUCCAAGAGAUCUCGAUUGGUCGAUGGUUCUGAAAAGGACUUUCGAAGCGUAUAUACGAGGAGAACGUCCAAACCAAUACGGGGAAUGGUUGAACUGGGGCGAUCGGGAAGGAACAUAG
Messenger RNA from Mycena indigotica, 2193 nucleotides. Its product is annotated as Pyruvate kinase. The transcript is spliced from 10 exons. NCBI's taxonomy places the organism in Eukaryota, Fungi, Basidiomycota, Agaricomycetes, Agaricales, Mycenaceae. Gene Ontology annotation, cellular component: small-subunit processome; nucleolus. The record is from RefSeq and is a predicted model, not a curated record. Gene Ontology annotation, biological process: maturation of SSU-rRNA from tricistronic rRNA transcript (SSU-rRNA, 5.8S rRNA, LSU-rRNA). The coding region runs from base 1 to 2193 and encodes 730 amino acids.